Molecule: messenger RNA, 2235 nt
Organism: Drosophila arizonae
Lineage: Eukaryota; Metazoa; Arthropoda; Insecta; Diptera; Drosophilidae
Gene: cu
Product: NADP/NADPH phosphatase nocturnin
Molecular function (GO): 3'-5'-RNA exonuclease activity
Source: RefSeq, a predicted model, not a curated record
UUAGCAACUAAAAACAUGGACACCAGCAGUGACAAGCAGCAGGAGCAACGACUGGGCCAUCGCCGCCAGCCAGCGCUGGGCAAGGCCAUGCCCGUCACAGCCCUGCUGCUCAAUCUGAAUCUUGCGCAGAGCAAUAGGCCGAGUCAUGCACGCAGCGCACCAGCUGGCGCRCUGGACGAGGAUGAGCCRCCGCCGCGUUACUUCAGCAUAGCCGAGGAGCUGCAGCAGCCGCCGUCGCCCAGCGAGAACAAGGCCGCUGAGCCAGCGCUGCUCGGUGCGGGCAAGCCGGACGUGCCCUGCCUCAACUGCUGCCAGCGAGCGCCGUUGGAGCUGAGUGGACCCGGUCUGGCCAUCAACGAGAUGUGCCAGCGCCUGUGCAGCGAUGAGUGUCGACGCGGCCUCAGCUUGACUGGCUGCCUGGCCACACAGGAUGGCGAGCAGCUGCGGCAGGAUUUCCUGAAGCAAUAUGAAAUUGCGGAAGCGCUGGCCAAGACCUCGGCAAUGACCUCGACUACGCAAAUGAAACAGCGUCUCGCCGCACGCAAACUGGAAAUGGAUAUCGAGACGCAGGCGGCAGCCGCUUCCACAGAGCCAGCCUGGCUAACCACACCCAGCGACAAGGCAGCAGCAACAACAGCUGCUGUUGCUGCUGGCGUUGUUGUUGCUGCUGCUGGGGCUGCUGCUGCUGCUGCUACUGCUGGAGACACGUUGCCGCCAAUCGCUGAUAAUGAGCAGCCGCCGCCGCGAGAUUUGCUGUUGUAUCUUGUGAGGAUGGGCUCGUUCAACUCGGCGCCCAAGAUAAACAAUGUGGACUCACAAGACGAUGGCCUAGAGCUGCCCAAGGGCCUCAGCACUGACGCACUGCUCGACCAUGUGCGCCAGCUGCACGGCUCAGGCGUGGUGAAGCCCUCGCUGCUGAGCCGCUGCUUCCUUAAGCCCCCCCUGAACAGCGAAGACGUGACCGACGGCCUGCGUUGCCUCAAGCUGAACUCCGUCUCACGUGUUUGCAGUGCUCCCAGCGAAGGCGCGCAGCACAUUCGGUUGCUGCAGUGGAACAUUCUCUCGCAAACUCUCGGCCAGCACAACGAUGGCUUUGUGCGUUGCCCCGACGAGGCUUUGACCUGGCAGCAUCGCAGGUACUUGAUCGUGCAGGAGAUUCUGCAAAAUCAGCCGGAUGUUGUUUGUCUGCAAGAGGUGGAUCAUUUCAAGUUUCUGCAGACUGUGCUGGGCAGCCAGAACUAUGAUGGCAUCUUCUUUCCCAAGCCGGACUCGCCCUGCCUGUACAUAGAGGAGAACAAUGGCCCCGAUGGCUGUGCCAUCUUCUACAAGCGCGACAAGCUGCAGCUCCUUGGCUAYGACACACGCAUCCUGGAGGUGUGGCGCGUGCAGAGCAACCAGGUGGCCAUUGCCGCGCGGCUGCAGCUGAAGGCCAGUGGCCGGGAGUUCUGUGUCUGCACCACCCACCUGAAGGCACGCCACGGCGCUCUGCUGGCCAAGCUGCGCAACGAGCAGGGCCGUGAUCUGAUACGCUUUGUCAAGCAGUUCGCCGGCGAGAGUCCGCUGCUGCUGUGCGGCGACUUCAAUGCGGAGCCCAUUGAGCCCAUCUAUGCGACGAUUCUCAGCUGCGAUCUGUUCAAGCUGGGCAGCGCRUAUGCGGACAUUAAGCUGGAACGGGAACGGGAGCGGGAACGAGAAGAUCAGGAGCAGCACACGGCCAGCUGYGACGAUCCCAAUGAGCUCAUUGCGCAGUCCAUCAAGCGCGAGCCUCCAUACACCACCUGGAAAAUUCGCGAAGAUGGCGAAGAGUGCCAUACCAUUGACUAUGUGUUCUACACGCCGCAGCAGCUAAAGAUCAAGAACUGCCUGGAAUUUCCGGCCGGAGAACAGAUCGGCAAGAAUCGUACGCCCUGCUUUGAAUAUCCUUCGGAUCAUUUUUCGCUCGUCUGCGACUUUGAGCUGCUCGAUGAGCCCCUUUCGGAGGACAAAAGCAAACCGCAUGGCACCAUACAGUAGAGCUUGUCAGUGCACGCACACAGCUAGACAAACACAAACACAAACACACACACACAUACAGCAAUUACAUAAUAAAUUGUGAUAUUAGCUCUUAGAYACAUUUUUAGCCAUCUAUACACAUGUACGUACGAUCCAUACUAUAUUGAGCGUAGCACGGCAAAGCUUGCUAAGGCGAGACAUUAAUACAGAUUUCAUCAAUAAACGAGUGUAACUUUGUAGGAA